Molecule: messenger RNA, 1443 nt
Organism: Mesorhabditis belari
Lineage: Eukaryota; Metazoa; Nematoda; Chromadorea; Rhabditida; Rhabditidae
Source: the annotation of a GenBank genome assembly
AUGGUAGCGCUGCUUGCCCGCCAAAUCUUCCAAUCGCGCUCCGCAGUGCUGUUUAAUUUGAGGAAGAUGACUUCGGCGGCUAAAGAAUACGACUACCUUGUGAUUGGCGGCGGAUCCGGAGGAGUUGCAUCGGCAAGACGAGCUCGGGAAUUCGGCGUCAGUGUGGCCCUGGUGGAAUCCGGACGCUUAGGAGGAACAUGUGUCAACGUCGGAUGCGUGCCGAAGAAGGUGAUGUACAACUGUGCGAUGCAUGCGGAAAUGAUUCGCGACCACAAGGACUACGGCUUCGACGUCACUGUUAACAAAUUCGAUUGGAGCGUUAUCAAAAACUCUCGUGAUGCUUAUGUGAGAAGGCUAAAUUCCAUCUAUGACAAUCUUGUCUCAAAUUCGUCUAAGUGCGAUCUCAUUCGAGGAAAAGCCACGUUUGACGCAGAUGGAUCCGUGUUAGUGAAUGGAGAACGAUACAAAGGCAAGCAUACGCUGAUUGCUGUUGGAGGCAUGCCAACAAUUCCCGAUAUUCCGGGCGCAAACUACGGGAUUGAUUCAGAUGGAUUUUUCGAAUUGGAAAAUCUGCCAAAGAAAACAGUCGUCGUUGGUGCCGGUUACAUCGCCGUUGAGCUGGCCGGAAUUUUGGGAGCACUUGGGUCGGAAACUCACUUGCUGAUUCGAUACAAAGAGGUUCUACGUACAUUCGACAAGGACCUCUCAAAAGUUUUAACGGAAUGUUACGAAUCGGGACCCGUAAAAUUGCACAAAGAGACUCAGAUUAAACAAGUGGAAAAACUGGAGAGCGGCCUACUAAAAGUGACGACAAAUCACGGAGUUAUCGAAGAUGUUGAAACGUUAAUCUGGGCAAUUGGACGACAUAGCUUGACAAAGGAUCUCAAUCUUGAUAAGGCUGGCGUGCACAUGGAUAAGAAUGGAAACGUUCUGGUUGAUAAAUUCCAAAACACUAACGUCGAGGGAAUUUACUCAGUGGGAGAUGAUACCGGAAAAUGGCAAUUGACUCCAGUUGCUAUUGCUGCUGGGAGACGCUUGGCACACCGUUUGUUCAAUGGAGAGAAGGAUCUUCAUCUCAGCUACGAAGACAUCCCAACUGUAGUUUUCAGUCAUCCAGUUCUUGGCACAGUUGGGCUGACGGAAGAUGAGGCGAUCAAGAAGUACGGGAAGGAAAAUAUCAAUUUGUACAAAUCGAAAUUCACCCCAAUGUACUAUUCCGUCUGCGAGCAUAAAGAGCCAGCUUUUUUUAAAAUGAUCUGUGCGGGAGAUGACGAGAAAGUUGUCGGAAUUCACAUUUUGGGUGCUGGCUCUGAUGAAAUGCUACAAGGAUUUGCUGUGGCCGUCAAAAUGGGAGCGACCAAGAAGCAAUUCGAUGACACCAUUGCGAUUCAUCCCACGUCCGCCGAAGAACUUGUAACGCUGCGUGGAUCUACAAAACCAGAA